AUGGAUAAUACACAUGUAAAUCAAUCAUUGGUUGUAUUUGUUUUAGGUACUACUGGUGUCGGUAAAUCAAAGUUGGCAAUCGAAUUAGCAAAGGAAUACAAUGGCGAAAUUAUAAGCUCAGAUUCAAUGCAACUAUAUAAAGAUGCAGGUGACAUUACUACAAAUAAAGUAACUACAGAAGAAAUGCAGGGUGUACCACACCACAUGAUGAGUUAUUUACCAAUGGAUACUUUAAAUUAUAAUGUUGGUGAUUUUACUUUAAAAGCAAUCGAAGUUGUAGGCAAGUUACCAAUUGUUGUCGGUGGAACCCAUUAUUAUACAUGUUCAUUGCUAUGGUCCAAUUCAAUUAUUAGUUAUGAUAACGAUACACCAAAGGUAAAUGAUAGUAGUAAUGAUAUUGAGAAUUUAGACAAAGAAAAAUACUCUUUUGAAAAGCUAAAAGAAAUAGAUAGUGUUAUGGCAGAGAAGAUACAUAAAAACGAUAUAAGAAAGAUUAAGCGUAGUUUAGAUAUUUUUUAUAGUACAGGUAAAAAGCAAAGUGAUAUAAUCAACACCCAAUUCGAAUCAAAGAAAUUAAGAUAUCGUUCAUGUUUGUUAUGGUUAGAGUGCAAGGAUCAACAGUUAUUAGAAACUAGAUUGAACACAAGAGUUGAUGAAAUGAUAGAGCGUGGCUUGAUCGAAGAGGUAUUCAAUAUAUUCAAACAUCCAUCUAUAACGCAGGUAACCACAGAGAACUUUACUAAGGGUGUAACUCAGGCAAUCGGUAUCAAAGAGUUAUACAACUAUUAUGUAUUGUUAAACCAGUAUAACCAAAAUGAAAAAGAGUUUAAAUCAAAAUACAACAUCAUUAGCAAUAAUAUAACAGGCACAACCACAUCAUUAAUAUCGUCCAAUGAUACCAACUCCUCAGCAACCACACCGACCAUUGAUAAAGAGAAAUUAAAGGAUGAAAAAAAACUAAAAAAAGAAAAAGAGCAGUUAAAUAAAGAAUUAUUCAAUGCCAUUUCAGAAAUCAAAUCCCACACUAAAAGAUACGCAAUAAGACAGGUUAAAUGGAUAUCUAAAUUAUCACCAGAGAAUCAAUUGGAAAUUUUAAAAUUGGAUAGUAGCGAUUUAGCUAAAUGGAAUGAUAAUGUUUUUCAAGUCUCAAAAAAUUAUUUGGAAAGUUUUUUAACAAAUUCUAAUUUAAAUGCAUUUAAUAUAAAUAGUAAUAAUAAUAAUGAUAAUAAUAAUAAUAAUAAAAUCAAUAAUAAUGAUAGUGAUGUUUUAUUUUAUUAA
This is a messenger RNA of Dictyostelium purpureum, 1278 nucleotides long. RefSeq lists its product as uncharacterized. Lineage: Eukaryota; Evosea; Eumycetozoa; Dictyosteliales; Dictyosteliaceae. Gene Ontology annotation, cellular component: mitochondrion. Bases 1 to 1278 code for a protein of 425 amino acids. Gene Ontology annotation, molecular function: tRNA dimethylallyltransferase activity. The transcript has 3 exons. The record is from RefSeq and is a predicted model, not a curated record. Gene Ontology annotation, biological process: tRNA modification.